GCAAUCACGUCGAUAACUAAUGUCAAGAUCUUUUCCUUUUCGAUUUUUCUUCUAUUUAAAGUAGCUUGUUUUCAAUUCAAUAUUCAAACCUAUUUAAACUUUCAAUUAGUAAACCAACUAUUGUUACCUGUGAAGAAAAAGAUUGUUUCAAAAAUGAAAUUCUUCAUGUUAACUGUCUGCCUUUUUGGAACUGUAUUUGCUAAGAGUCCUUCUACAGAAUGGACACCGCUCCCUGUUGAUGAUCCAACUGUUAUAAAGUUAGCUAAACAAGCCGUUGCUAAUGUCAACUCACAGGAAAAGUUUAAUUACAAUAAACUGAUCGAGAUUCAAGAACCUAAAUCUGUAGUCGAUGAUGGAGUUACUUAUAUGCUUAAAUUUAUCAUACGAUCAACUUAUUGUCCCAUAUCUAAACCAUACCAUGAUGAUUGUGAAAUAAGAGAAUUACCUGGUCGCAUAUGCAGCGUCGAUGCACAUAAACCUGUUGGGUCUGAAGAAAUCAAGAUCGGGCGUUUACAAUGUGAUGAAAUUCCUCUACCCCCCAGUUAAAGAAAAAUUGCUACACUAAAUUGCGUCAAAUGGCCAUCGAGAUACGCAUCAAACAAAAACGCCAGACUCAUGCGUUUUUUUUGCGUUUAACGCAAUAAUUUCAUUUAUCAAUGUCUGCUUAGACAUUUCAUUCAAUAAAUUAAAAUCGUUAUAUUACGUUGUGAAACAAUUCAUAAGAAUGAAAAA
Molecule: messenger RNA, 732 nt
Organism: Tetranychus urticae (two-spotted spider mite)
Lineage: Eukaryota; Metazoa; Arthropoda; Arachnida; Trombidiformes; Tetranychidae
Molecular function (GO): cysteine-type endopeptidase inhibitor activity
Source: RefSeq, a predicted model, not a curated record